UCCCUACACCCCCCCCCUUCCCUCUCGUUCAUUUUGCAGCUGCCCGAUUUGCGGGGCAGGGGAAAGACCAUUCUGCACCAGGAGGAGGUGGGGGAGUCUCGCUUUUUGCCCCUCCUGCCGCAGGGAACAAUGGAACCGUCUAAUGAUCGGGGCAAGGAAGACCCCGUGUCUGGGUUCUGAUCCGGGGAGCCGCAGCCCAUCCCGCCCGCCUUUUCCCCAUCCUCUUCGGCCGCGGAUUUGCUUCAUCGCUCUAGAAAGCCUGUGUCUAAAAUUCCCGGUCUUCUUAGCUAGUCUAUACCAGUCCCUUAGAACUCAUGCUGCUGCUGCUGCCUCCUCCUCCUCCUUCUUCUCCUUUGGAACUCACUGCCUCUUGAUUGCUCGCGCAAAGUUCUUGGAAGAGAAGAGCGGAGGAGAGGAGAACCAUGAUCCUUACACGCAUCAAGCGUUGGGGUUUGCGCCCCUUUCUUUCCUCCUACCCACUCUCCUGCUUCCCUACCCCCUGUCCUGAUUUCUAAGUUGGCCGGUUGCCCCUGCUCCUUCCCCUGCCUGCUCAACUUCCUUGUAGCCGGUGGGGAUGUCGCGAUCGCCAACUCCUUCCUCCUCCGUCUUCUUCACACGGUCACGGAGACCGAAACCGUCCUAGAUCUUCACGGACACAGGGGGGAAGAUGUUGCAAAGUAUUGGCCUGACUCUCCUGGUCAUCGUGGCUACCUUGUUUUUUGUCUUGCUCUUCAUGCUCUGCGGUUGGUGCGUGGUCUGGCAGCUCUUCUUAUCCAAGUUUAAGUUCCUGCGAGAGCUGAUUGGAGACACAGGAUCCCAACAAGGGGAUAGCGAAAAUGUAGAACCAGAAGCUGAACGGGAUGCGCUGCUGCUCACGCCACAGAGAAGUAGGCAGAAACCUGCACGUCAGCGAAAGGGACCGGCCGAAGAAGCAAGCUAAAAUGAAAUGCCUGGGUAACUUCCAAACAACCGACAAGCAACGUCGGUUAAAUGGUUUGUUUCUACUGAUGUCCUAAGCAAAAAACCCAAACUAUUUCCAAAGAAGUUCAGAGAACAUUUUUAAAAAAAACAAAAAAACAAAAUGGCAGUAAGGAAGAGAAUGAAAAGCAAGAAGCAUCUUACACUUUCUGGGCAGGAUUAUGAAGAAGAGAAGUACAGAAGUAAUUUUCUGUUCCACUUCGAUUAUGCCUAGCUUUUGCACAAGGGUGAACAUGAUCAACUGUUGGCUAAUGACAUCUUUAUAAGACUACUACUAAUAACAAUUAACCUUUGCUCUUCGUGUAUCUGUUUUGUAUAGAAAUAUGGUUCUUUUAUGAAUGAACUCUGGAUAUUUCCAAGUGGUGUCACCCUCCCACAGGAUAAGGUCCGUAUAGAGGCUUCAUCAAUCAACUUAAACAUAAUCAGGAAAUGAAAUUUGGCAUUGGAUCAUAUGUCUGUUUUCAAGCUUCUUUAAAAAUGAAAAGCAUUUUGCCAGAUUAGCACCUAACUAUAAAUGUUUAGGGAAAUCCCGUCUGUUUUUCCUUAAUAUAGAAAAGAGGAGCAUCUGUUACAAAUCCUCAUCCGAGGACCAUUUUUUUAAAGAAAUUAAUCAGUUGGCUUUAAAAUGGACCUUUUUUCCCCCUCGUUUGCUCUUUUUUUUUUUUUUUUUGCACCAAAAAUCAACUGAAACUAAUUACCGAACUCCGAUGUAGCUCCAGGGGUUAUAUUUUAUUACAGUCUCACUGUUGUGCUUAAUGGUUUGACCAAAAACUUUGUAAUUAGUGUUG
Messenger RNA from Ahaetulla prasina, 1766 nucleotides. It is a transcript of the gene SMIM13, whose product is annotated as small integral membrane protein 13. The transcript has 2 exons. The coding region runs from base 668 to 940 and encodes 90 amino acids. The record is from RefSeq and is a predicted model, not a curated record. NCBI's taxonomy places the organism in Eukaryota, Metazoa, Chordata, Lepidosauria, Squamata, Colubridae.